CUGCAUCCCUCAGCAUCUACCCUCGUCUCUUUCGGAAUCAUGGGUUCACAGCGGUCCUCCCGCCCCCCAGUGCUUUACGACCUUCCAAAUGAGGUUCUUUCGCUCAUUUUGGGCAAUUUCUGCUUGCACUGUCGCAACCCGCAGGAGACACCACUUGCCUACUUCCCAGGCGCUCAACAAGAGCGCGAGCAGCCGUCGUGGUACUCCUUGGAUCGCCAAGCGCUGUAUUCCACAUGCCUAGUCUCAAGGACACUCCGGGAUAUCGCGCAAGCUAUCCUCUACCAUGAGUUUGCCCCUGGAUAUGGCGACUCUUGGCGCUCAAUGCAAUACACAUGGGAGUGGCGCCUCACCAAUUUCCUCCGAACGGUGACACUACGCCAAGAUCUGGCUGCCUUGGUCCGGAGGUUGUAUCUUAGCCACCACCUCAUGAACGAAAUCACGAAGGACGAUGUCGAACCUGCGCUUGAAGAAGCUGCACAAGCCCGUGGCAUUCAGCUGUCCGACUUUCUUGCUCCUUUCCAAGAUUUGUGGCCAACGACCAUACGUGGGCAAUAUCGGCCUUCGACUGAUGAGCUAGGAGCUAUGCUCCUGGCGUGCCUCCCGAAUCUAACUUGCCUGACCCUCUCAAUGAUGGUACCUCGCAAUACCAUUCCCAUGUCGGCUCUAAGCGCUGCCGGUAUUUCGAGCCUUCCUCUCGAGACUAUCGACAUCUGCGGAAGUGAUUCAAACCUAAGACAUCGUCUUGGUGGCAUUCUCGAGAUGUCUUUCUCCACUUUAAGAACUCUUAACCUCGAGUUAUGGGAUGGUGAGGAUCUGAGGAGUCUGGACCUGGACUGUCUUUUGCCGAACCUGCGAAAUCUUUGUAUCACCAGCAGCAGACUGAGCCUGUCGGAUCUUGGGUCGUUACUUUCUUGCUGCGUGGCCCUUGAAACGUUUAUUUACGAGGCUGGUGAGUCUUUUAUCAACCUUGCGGGAUGUCUGUAGGAUUGUGUGUAGACUGUAUGGUGGCUAGUAGCUUUUUUCAAUUUUAAUCACAGUUAUCCUUGUCACUGCUGACUUUGCUUUAUACAGCCUUUAGCGAUGACCACUCCCUACUCUCCGACGCUGUCGAGUGUCUGAGCGGGUAUAAGACAACCCUGGAGACGUUACAUCUCGAUCUGAGUGGGCGAUAUUUGAGCGGGCGGCAGGAUGCUCUGCGUGUGAAUGGGGGAUUUCUCGCCAAGCCUAUUCCCAGCCUGCGGGACUUUCUUGUCCUUCGGCAUGUGUUCCUCGACACAAGAUUAAUAUACAGCAG
Phialemonium atrogriseum is the source of this 1294-nucleotide messenger RNA. RefSeq lists its product as uncharacterized. The coding region runs from base 40 to 984 and encodes 314 amino acids. Lineage: Eukaryota; Fungi; Ascomycota; Sordariomycetes; Cephalothecales; Cephalothecaceae. The transcript has a single exon. The record is from RefSeq and is a predicted model, not a curated record.